This is a messenger RNA of Plasmodium coatneyi, 621 nucleotides long. RefSeq names its product 60S ribosomal subunit protein L24. The transcript is spliced from 3 exons. The record is from RefSeq and is a predicted model, not a curated record. NCBI's taxonomy places the organism in Eukaryota, Apicomplexa, Aconoidasida, Haemosporida, Plasmodiidae. Gene Ontology annotation, biological process: ribosomal large subunit biogenesis. Gene Ontology annotation, cellular component: nucleolus. Bases 1 to 621 code for a protein of 206 amino acids.
AUGCGAAUAGAGAAGUGUUGGUACUGCUCGGGGAAUAUCUACCCGGGCCAUGGCAUAUUUUUCAUCCGAAACGACGCGAAUAUAUUCCGCUUCUGCCGCAGCAAAUGCCACAAGCACUUUAAGGCGAAGCACAACCCACGCAAAGUCAAAUGGACCAAGGUCUACAGAAAGGAAAGGAACAAGGAGCUCAGCGCAGACAAAACGUUUGAGUUUGAAAAAAUCAGAAGUGAACCAGUAAAGUACGAUCGUGAUCUGUAUAUAAAAACGAUCAACGCUAUAAAACAAAUAGACAAAAUAAAGGAGGUGAGAAAAAUGAGAUUUUACAAAAACAGGAUUAAGGAAAUAUCGGAGAAGAAAAUUAACUUGUCUUUAAAUUAUAUUAAAAAGAAUCCAGCUCUUUUAAGGAACACCCAAUUUGAGGGUGUGCUUAGCGAACUGAUAAAUGAACAGGAGAAUGAGGAUGGGGACUUCACUCUUGUCAAGGGAACCUUUGACCAGGAGGAACUCAUUAGGAAGGACAUGGAGGAGAUGGGUCAGAGGUUCUCUGCCGAUGUUAAUUCGAUUAGGGACAUACAGGGAGUCCAACACCAGAAGGAGAACCAAAAUUUGGAGCUAGCUUAG